This is a messenger RNA of Rubroshorea leprosula, 2049 nucleotides long. Lineage: Eukaryota; Viridiplantae; Streptophyta; Magnoliopsida; Malvales; Dipterocarpaceae. The record is from the annotation of a GenBank genome assembly.
AUUUUCUGCAGCAAAGGACUCUGAAGUUUUUGAAGCAAAAUUUUCAAAGGAUAUCAAAGAGAUUCACGCUCAAAUUUUUCAGGUAAAAAAUGGAAUUUUUUAGAGAACUUAGAGAACUUUGGGGUAACUAGGGUAAGGAAGAAGAAGAGGGUGUCAUGUCCAUAAAGCCUAUCGUUAUGAUAGUGCCACCGGAACUGCAAGACUUGCCGAAAACCCUUACACCCGAGAGCAGUGCCAGUUCGAGUGCACAUAAGGGCUCCGGUAGUCAUCACUCUUCGCCCUCUAAAGGGUUGUCCUUAGAAAGGACUCCAAGUGGUGGAGAAGGUGUGGAGGAGGGCGUAAGUAGCCCCUUUCCAGAAACUGUGGACAUGGAUGUGAAUGUGCCCGUGGUUGCAGGUUGGGAAGGCAAGACCAUAAGUGGUAGACUAAACAACCUUCGCAAGGCACCACAAACUUUGGCUGUUGGAUUUAGGUUCAAGGCAAACCUUCAUCAUGAGGUAGUAGAUAGCGCCACCUCCAUAAAAGGAUAUAAAAGACUGGAGGAAAUAGUGAGGAUUUAUGCUGUUAUGUGCGAGGCUAGAGAUACCAGCAAAAGCAAUGGUGUUCAGAUCGCUCUUCUUGUGCCGGUUGAGUACCACUUGAACGAGGUGAGGAUUAGUAACGAUCUGGCUGCUCGCCUCUCUGGGUGGCGCUUAGGUCAUACCUAUAUGAACUAUCCCACACUAAGGCCUGAUGACCUGGAACUUAAAGAUAGAAUAACAGACUAUGUAGGAGCAGAGGGGUUAGUUGAUUUGGAGGCCCUAAUUACCCCUGAGGUACUCGCUGUGCAUGGGUUUGUGGAUGUCGCAAACCUAUUCAGUGAAGGUGCUAGGUCUAGCACGCAUAGGCAAAUGUGCUUUGAUGAGCGACCACCAGUAGCUCCACCUCACAGCUCGUCACAAAGAGAGCGAGGAUCUUGCUCGGUUUCACAGCCACACGACGAGCGUAGAGUUGAAACCAUUUCUGCUGACUCUCGGAGGCGUGCUCGCAAAGAUUUCGACAUUGAGGAUGACGUGCCACUGAUUCAGCGUAGAUUGAAUUUUGGGACUCAAUUUGGUGCAGUAGUUCACUUAACGCGUGCACUGCCCAGGCACAUGACACAGUUGAGCUCAGAGAUGGCCAACAAGGCUGCAUCAGCCAAGAGCCGGGCUGAUGAGUUGGCCAACAAAGUUAACCGGCUAAAGGAGGAACUGGAGAAGGCUCAGGCCGAAAAGGAGAGCGGGAUCCAAGCGACAAUGGAUGAGGCCAUUUGUGCUGUGGAUCACGCUAAGAGGGCAGAAGCUGACCGGGACAACGCUCUCAACGAGCUUAACGCUUUUAGACAACGGGUGGCAGUGGCUGAUCAAAAUCUUGCCCACGCGGAGGAGGGGCUAAGGAACACUAAAACUUCACAUCAGCGAUACAUAAGCAUCGCCCAAGCUCAAGGAGCAAAGUGGCUGGUUGGUGCUGAUAUGUUCAAGGAUGUCAUGGCUGUGGCUUCCAUGAACACCACAAUGGAGAUCUACAAUGAUGGCGAAGAGUUUAACGAGGAGGGUAAAAGCCUUGCUUCCCCCGUUGAUACUAUUGUGCGGCUUAGGUGGGAGUUAAACGAAGAUGGAGUGCCUAUAUGGCCUCCAUCUGUUUUGGAAGAGGGGGAGGAUUUUAAGAACCUGCCCAGGUUCGACUCCUGGGUGGGGGACGCACCUAAGGAGGAAGCUGAACACUCAAGCACUCCACCCGCACCUCAACCCAUCACUACUGCUACUGUUCCUUCUCCAGCUCGUGCUGACACAUCUAUUCCCAUUGAUUUAACGUAUGAUUGGGAUUUAAGCUUUAUCUUUUUCUUUUGAAUUUUUGGUGUUAAUAUUUCCAUGUCUAAUAUAAAUUUUUGUAUUUGCUCUUAUAUCACAUGUAACAACUUGUAAGAAAUACAACUAGACAAUCUUUUGGAAUGUUUCGUGUAUUAUUUAUGUUGUAUUCAUAUAUUUUUCGUUCUCUCAGCAUGUCAAGUAAUAAUACAAAUUAACUGUA